AAGAUGAAACUCCAUGGCUCAAAUUCCUUGCCACAUCAGCCCGGCUUGCUUUUGAAGAUGUAAUUCCUUGCAAGCCCAAAAGGCACAAGAUGCGGUUGUUGGUUGCAGUCCUGUUUUUGACGCAAGCAGCUGCAAACUCAGAUGAUGUCACCAUGAUGUGUCCAAAGAGUAUAAAUCCUGAGACAUUCAUGAACGUUAGCCAAAUGAUCUGCUACAGAAUGUACCCCAGCGAGGAGUAUGAAAUCCUGACUCGCGACGGUUACUAUGUCAGACUGAACAGAAUUCCUCAUGGGAGAGAAUAUCCUAGGAACACAGGCCCCAGACCUGUCAUGUUUCUUCAGCAUGGGAUAUUUGGUGAAGGCAGCAACUGGGUUGAAAAUCUGGCUAACAACAGCCUUGGCUUCAUACUAGCAGACUCUGGCUACGAUGUGUGGCUGGGAAACAGUCGGGGAACACUCUGUUCCCGAAGACACCAGCAUCUUUCCCCUGACCAGACUGAAUUCUGGGAUUUCAGCUUCCAUGAAAUGGCCAUAUAUGACCUCCCAGCAAUGAUCAACUUUGUCCUGCAGAAGACUGGCCAGAAGCAGCUGUAUUAUGUGGGCUACUCUCAGGGUGCCACUAUCGCAUUCAUAGCAUUUUCAUCCAUGCCAGAACUGGCUCAGAAAAUCAAAACUUUUUUUGCCCUGGCUCCUAUAGUGACAAUGAAGCACGUCAAAAGUCCUGUAUUGAAAAUGUCGUUCCUUCUUAACGAAAAGCCUGAUAUGCUUCAGAUCCUACUGGGCAAGACAGAUGCCUCACUGAGGAUGAGGAAGCUGUGGAGAUUUCUUCCCAACCUGUGCAGUCAUUCGCUCCUGCACAAGCCCUGUGCCAACCUCUUGUUCCUGCUGGGUGGCUUCAAUGAGAAGAACCUCAACAUGAGCCGGCUAGAUGUGUACACAGCCCACUAUCCUGAUGGCACAUCUGUCAAAAACAUAAUACACUGGGCCCAGGUGAAGACAUCGGGAGAGUUUAAAGCUUUCGACUACGGCAGCAAAAACCAAGCCGUCUACCACCAGGAGAAGCCUCCCUACUACCAGUUGGAGAAGAUGCCUGUGCCCACGGCAGUGUGGUCAGGCGGUAAGGAUUGGGUAGCAGACCAGAGGGAUGUCCUCCUGCUGCUGCCACGCAUCUCCCGCCUCAUCUCCUACGUGCACAUCAUCGAUUGGAACCACUGGGACUUCAUCUGGGGCCUGGACGGCCCCGGGCGCCUCUACAGCAGCAUCAUGGCCAUGGUGAAAAGGUUCCAAUAGGGCAAGGCCCAGCUCAGCAGUGCCCCGAGGAAGCUUGGGGGGAUGUGAGCAGCCCCCAGUAGUGGGACACUGGGGAUGGCUAAGCUAAACUUUCCGGGCUACAUCAGGGGUUCUGGUUGGGGCUGUGGCCCUGCUCAUGUCCAGAGGCUCAGGUGGGGUGUGGAGAACCCAUCUUCACCAGGGCCAGGUGACAGCUCCUCCGCUCUGCAGCGGUGCUUUGCAUGUUCCCAAGCCGCUGAAAAACGUGCAGAAACAUGCUACUCCCUCCCCCUUCCCCCCCCCCCC
Molecule: messenger RNA, 1574 nt
Organism: Gallus gallus (chicken)
Lineage: Eukaryota; Metazoa; Chordata; Aves; Galliformes; Phasianidae
Product: lipase member M-like
Exons: 10
Coding region: 90-1289 (399 amino acids)
Molecular function (GO): hydrolase activity, acting on ester bonds
Source: RefSeq, a predicted model, not a curated record